AUUUGGCCAUUUCGAAUGAGUAGUUAUCUGCUGCAAGAGAACAAUGUUACACGGGGGGUUGUUCGUGGUGUUGGCCACAUGUGUCGCUCUGGCGGCAACCAGGGAGUCUCCUCAUGCUGACACCGUCAGACAGUUGUUCCAAAGCAUUGACAUGCGACAUUCGGACAACGUGUUUGAAGACGGACUCUUAGAUGUGCCCGGCCUUAUUAGAAAAUAUCGUUAUCCAGUAGAAGUUCACACCGUGACGACAAAGGAUGGCUAUAUAUUGGAAAUGCAUCGUAUUCCUCACGGCCGAGACGCUAACAACGAUCCGAAUAAGAAAAGGCCAGUUGUGUUCUUGAUGCAUGGAAUGGUUUCUUCAUCUGCCGAUUUAGUUAUAAUGGGCCCUGGUUCCGCUCUAGGCUAUAUCCUCGCAGAGGAAGGUUUUGACGUGUGGAUGGGUAACGCUCGCGGUAAUUACUACUCACGCAAACACGUCAGUCUAAACCCUGACGUAGGCAACAAAUUCUGGAAGUUCUCUUGGGAUGAAAUAGGGAACAUUGACCUUCCAACUAUGAUCGACUACGCAUUAGAGGUGUCAGGACAGGAGCGACUACACUAUAUAGGACACUCGCAAGGCACCACAUCGUUCUUCGUUCUAGGAUCUUUGCAGCCAGCUUACAAUGACAAAAUUAUUUCCAUGCACGCUAUGGCUCCAUCAGCUUAUUUCGAGCAUAUUGAAAACCCUUUCUUAAGAUUAGUGGCGCGCUAUGUUAAUAAUAUUGAGAGGCUUGCAUAUUUGCUCGGUACCGGCGAGUAUUUGCCCAACAGUGAAGCUUUGACUUGGGCUGGACAGAACCUGUGUCAUGAUGAAGCGGUAUUCCAACCGAUGUGCAGUAACAUCGUGUUCUUAAUUGGAGGAUGGAACGAAGAUCAACACAAUGCUACUAUGAUACCCGCCAUACUUGGUCACAGUCCUGCUGGUGCGGCCGCGAGGCAGUUCGUUCACUACGGCCAAGGCAUCGCAAGCGGAGAGUUCCGUCGGUACGACCAUGGAAAUGUACUGUCAAAUAUAAGAGCUUAUGGGACUUCCCGACCACCGAAUUAUGAGUUAUCUAAAAUAACUGCUCCAGUGUUCCUUCAUUAUUCCGAAAGCGAUCCAUUGGCGCAUGUUGAAGAUGUCGAUAGGUUGUUCAGGGAACUAGGAAACCCGAUGGGUAAGCUCCUCGUGCCGAUGAGCAAAUUCACUCACCUCGAUUUUAUAUACGCCAUUGAUGGAAGGGAAUUACUCUAUGACAGAAUUAUUGAUAUAAUGAAAACCAUGGACGCCAGUAAUUUUAAUAAUGAUGUUUAAGUACCUGUAACAUGAAUGUAAUAUCAUUAAAAUUAUCUGAAUUUGUUGUAGGUAUGUUUUGGUUUAUGUACAAAUAAAUGAUCAAAUUAAAUAUA
This is a messenger RNA of Helicoverpa armigera (cotton bollworm), 1428 nucleotides long. Its product is annotated as lipase 3. Gene Ontology annotation, biological process: lipid metabolic process. The record is from RefSeq and is a predicted model, not a curated record. Gene Ontology annotation, molecular function: hydrolase activity, acting on ester bonds. The coding region runs from base 44 to 1333 and encodes 429 amino acids. The transcript has 5 exons. Lineage: Eukaryota; Metazoa; Arthropoda; Insecta; Lepidoptera; Noctuidae.